ACUGUCAUAUUAAUGGUUGGAAUGAACACGCUACACCGACCCGCUGCUGAACAUCAGAGCUGACCUGACUCCGACUUACCGCUGACCAUCAACAGUCCGGACCAAUGAAUUAUUCCUGUUGUGUGUACACUGAAGUAGUUAAAGAGUCCAGUUCGCUAUUGAUUCGCCGUUUAUUUCAUAUUCAAACACGGUCGAAUACCGUAGCAUUAUUUUCUUUCUAUAUUGAUCGCUGAGCUAAAAUAAUACAAAUCAAAGUGUUAAUCGAUAGAUUCAAUUAAGGCGAAUGUUUAGACAGCAACUGUGGCAAAAUGUGAUUGGGGAAGAGAACGGUUCAUCCUUUUUCGUAAAUGAAAAUUAAAACCGCUCUGGAUCCUAGACCGUGCUGAUAAAGGAGGAUGCGAUAUUUUCACCUCUCUGUUACGAUUGUUGUUCAUGUUCUUCUUAUCCCAGGAGAAGGGCAGUCUCUGAGCUGUUACGAGUGUACUAACGAGGAGACUAACAUACACUGUAUAGAUGACUACAACCUUCAGCUGUGUGGUCAAGGUAUGGACACCUGCCAAACCAUUACGUCAUACUCAGACGUGUCAGAGAAGCUUUCCAUACUGAAAUCUUGCACAACAAACGUGUCAUGUCACCUUCAGAAACAGGAGUACGACAACUCGUGUCGUUUCGUCAGUUCCGACUGGAUCUGUGUCUAUUGCUGCCAGCGGGACAAAUGUAACAUUCACGUGGCUUCUGGGACAGCAUCGCCUUGGCGAACGAAAUCGUUAAUAACACAGAUAUUGGAUUAUGUUUUUCUUUCGCUUAUAAUAUCUGUGUAGAGAUGUAUUUUGUGUUAAUGUCAUAACUGAGAUCGAAAGCAUGAGAUUGGAGUCUUGUCUUCCACGGUCAUAAAGAAAGGAGAUGGAUUAUAUCAUCGAUUCAACUGCGAAGCAUAAAAUGUAAUUUUCGCUUUUAUAGGGGAGUGGGAUAUAAAAGUCUUAUUUUAAUCACAUUGACUUUUAAGUAGAGUUUUCCUUCAAGCUCUGAGCUAACAAUCGAAGCAGUUUAUUUCUGUGAUGUGGAGAGAACUCGGUUUUAUAUGAUUUCAUAACGGUUAUUAACGGGCAAUAUAUCUCCAGGUUGCUCUUUUAGCCUGUGUAUAUUUUUGAAUCAGCAUGUGAUAUUUCCUAUAUAACAUCUGUGUUGUUGGAUUGAAUACUGUAAAUAUUGCUAAUGAGAUGUCCAUUUUAUUUAUUCAAACUUAAUGUAAUUAAUGGUACCGAUUACACUGAAUAACAUAUUAAUCGGUUAGAUAGCAUUAUUCAUUAUUACGCCCUCUCGCUAACGUACAAUGUUCUGGGACGGAAGUUGAUGAUAUAGAGGUAGCAACGCAAAUAUAAAAUAUACUUUUGA
Ostrea edulis (European flat oyster) is the source of this 1395-nucleotide messenger RNA. Its product is annotated as U-scoloptoxin(05)-Cw1a-like. Bases 396 to 821 code for a protein of 141 amino acids. The transcript is spliced from 3 exons. NCBI's taxonomy places the organism in Eukaryota, Metazoa, Mollusca, Bivalvia, Ostreida, Ostreidae. The record is from RefSeq and is a predicted model, not a curated record.